Molecule: messenger RNA, 2449 nt
Organism: Aegilops tauschii subsp. strangulata
Lineage: Eukaryota; Viridiplantae; Streptophyta; Magnoliopsida; Poales; Poaceae
Product: probable serine/threonine-protein kinase WNK2
Biological process (GO): protein phosphorylation
Molecular function (GO): protein serine/threonine kinase activity; ATP binding
Source: RefSeq, a predicted model, not a curated record
GCCCGGAGUUCCCCAUCACUCCGACCACCACCAUUUUCCUGUCAGCUCUCUCUCUUCUCUCCCCCACGGCCAUUCAGAUCGCCGUGACUCAGCCGCCAUGGGCGCCACAAAGCCUGCUCCCGCCGCGAGACUCCUGUGAUCCCAAUUAACCCCCACGCCACCCCGCCCCGCCCCAACCGCCAGCCCCCACCCGCGGACCGACGGGGACAUGCCUCCCACGCCGCCGCCGGAGACGGACGCCGAGCCGGAGUUCGCCGAGAUCGACCCCACCGGCCGCUACGGACGGUACACGGAGGUUCUUGGCAAGGGCGCGUUCAAGACGGUCUACAAGGCUUUUGAUCAACUGGAAGGGCUAGAAGUUGCCUGGAACCAAAUCAAAGUGGGUGAUAUAUUACGGAACAAUGAUGAUUUGGAGAGGCUGAGAUCAGAAGUGCGGUUGCUUAAGACGCUCAAGCACAAGAACAUAAUCAAGUUCUACAAUUCAUGGCUCGACAAGAAAAACAACAACAUAAACUUCAUCACAGAAGUCUUCACAUCAGGAACAUUGCGCCAGUACCGUAUUAAGCACAAGAAGGUAGACAUUAGAGCUUUGAAGAAAUGGUCAAGGCAAAUCUUGAGUGGUCUAGUGUACCUCCACGGCCAUGAUCCACCAAUAAUCCAUAGAGAUUUGAAAUGUGAUAACAUAUUUGUGAAUGGAAACCAGGGUGAAGUAAAGAUUGGAGACCUGGGAUUAGCAACCAUCCUAGACAAUGCACGCUCAGCUCAUAGCAUCAUUGGUAACCGAUUCAGCACACCGGAAUUCAUGGCGCCAGAACUCUAUGAUGAAGAAUACAAUGAGCUUGUAGACAUUUAUGCAUUUGGGAUGUGUUUACUGGAGCUUGUUACAUUUGAGUACCCAUAUUGUGAAUGCUCCAAUGCAGCACAGAUAUACAAGAAAGUUUCUGAUGGUGAAAGGCCCGGUUCACUGGCUAAGAUUGAGGAUCCUGAAGUUAAAUUCUUUAUAGAGAAAUGCAUAGCCCAAGCUUCCCAAAGGCUCUCAGCAGAAGAACUAUUAGUGGAUCCUUUUCUCCUAGAUGUUGAUGAUGAAAGAAUCUUCUAUCCAGUACAGUCAAAUACGAAUGCAUCAGAUGCUGGUGGCAGUUCGAACCCAAGUGCGAAUUACAGAACAGCAUCAUCUGUUGGCUCCCGGGGACGAACGGGUAGCACGGGGGGAUCACAUCCAAGUGAUAUGCACAGCAAUAGGGAUCGACAUGCUGCGACUAGUCGAAUGAUCACCGUUGAGAGUCAGCGGAAGGACCUAAAUACAAUAUUUUUGAAACUGCGGAUUGCCGAUUCAACAGGUCAUGCCCAAAACAUCCAUUUUCCAUUUGAUAUUGAAGCUGACACUUCAAUUAGUGUUGCUACGGAGAUGGUUGUACAGCUGGAUCUCACGGACCAAGAUGUUACUGCGAUUGCAGAAAUGAUAGAUUCUGAAAUACAGGCACAUAUUCCUGAAUGGGCGUUUGAUGAAUCAGUUGACAACCAAGGGGAUGAAGGAGCUCAUUCUGAGACUGAUAAUUCAGAAUCCGAUAACGGUGAGACUUCUGAGCUUCGUAACGAGGUUGAUGCAACAAACAAUGGUUUUACACAAGAGCAGCUUCCUUCUGGCCGGAAAUACUGGUCAGACUCACCCAGAAGAGAUAUUGAAAUCUCUCACUCGGUGGAGGACCAACAGACUGAUGAUAAUAUGCCAAAUGGGAUAUUGAAAAACAAUAAUGUAGACGGUAUGUGUGAGCGAAUGUCAUCAUCAGUGCACUUGUCGAACCCGGAUGUGGUCAACAGGAACUCGGGAGGGGCUUCUGCUGGCACUAGCUCUCGUCUUUCAGAUGGCGGUUAUCUCACAGCAGAUCUUAAUGAAAAGUUGGCAGAUUUGUUAGCCAAUCAGAAAGAGGAGCUCAGUGCGCUGCGAAGAAAACACAAGGCUGACAUAGAGGUGGUCUUAAAUGGGGUGCCUGCACAACAUCGCGAGGAGACCUUAACCAGGUGCCGCUUGAAGGCAGAUCAGAAAAAGUUAUGACUCCUUUAUGUACAUCUUCGUUGCGUCUUGUUUUAGGUACCGGCAGCAGGGAGUUUCUUAGAAUCGAUGUUGUGCAAAAUUGGCCUCGCCGUUUCCUCUUCUUUUUUCAAUGGAGAAGCUGCUGCAGGUGCUUGUGGAUUACAUAUGAUACUCCCACCAGUGCAAGUUGUCUGGAGGUUUUUGAAGUCAACAACGGAAAGUUUCUGCGCUCAGCAAAGUCAAAUCCCCAGAUACCAUCAUGCCAAAGAAAUUGUUCAUAAGAAGUGCAUAUUUUCUUUCUAUUUCUCCCCUUUUUUGUAUUGUCAACUUUCUUAGCUACUACAUGACGGUGUUUGAGCUGUUGCUCACCUGCAUUCAUCACAAACCGUAAUGUUCAAUUAUUCCUCCCCAUCA